Molecule: messenger RNA, 1517 nt
Organism: Harpia harpyja (harpy eagle)
Lineage: Eukaryota; Metazoa; Chordata; Aves; Accipitriformes; Accipitridae
Product: inositol 1,4,5-trisphosphate receptor-interacting protein-like 1
Exons: 1
Cellular component (GO): membrane
Source: RefSeq, a predicted model, not a curated record
GGUUCUCAGCCUGCAUCGAGGGCCCAGCUGCUCGCGGCAACACCUUGGGCAGGGCACGGUGCCGCCGCCACCGGGGCUGGGCGCAGGCCUUGCUGCCUCCCAGCUGCCUCGCCCCCUCUCCUACCUGCCCCCAGCUCCCUGCGGCUCCCGCCCCUGCUCCCCCCGACGCCAGCUCCCUCCCUCCCAGCCCCCCCGAACCCCUUCUCUCCCUCCUCCUGCAGGCCAUGGCUGUCAUACAAUUCUUCACCCUCAUUGUGCAAAGCAUCCUCUGGAACGCUCAGGUGGUCGGUGAUGAGCUGGAUGAGGCCACACGCGAGCGCAUGCAGCAGCGUGAGGAGUACCUUAGCUGGGAGAUGACUUGGCUGCUGCAGGAGCUGGAGCAGGGGAUGCAAGUGCUGGAGCUGAGGACCCAGGAGCAGAGCGGCUUUGCCUGGGGAGCCCUGCUCUUUGCUGCCUUGCAGCAGUGGCAGUUCUGGGCCGUUGCUGGAGUCCUGCUCCUGCUCUUCGGGCUCUGCUGGUGGCUCAGGAAAAGGAGCUGUCAGCCAGCCAGCAGCAGCAAGGAGGCCAGCUGCAGAAAGAAGGCGGAUAAGGAGGAGCAAAAAGUAAAAUCCAGUGUUGCUGUGGAUGUGGGCAGAAUUUCAGUCAAGCGCCUCCUGGACCUGCCAGAAUCGUUCACAAUGGUGGACGAGAUGGUGGAUGAACUUCUCCGUAUGUGCCGAAAACUUUCCAGGAAUAGUUUUAUGCCGCGACCGAAGCCAGCUGUCGGUGUGAGAAGCGCCUUAGAAGGUUGGAGUCUCUGUGAGGAUGAUGCUGUCUACCACCUGCUCGUGCCCCUGAAGCCCCCCCGUGGGCACGCCUUCCACCUGCAGCUGGGCACCACCGGGGACGUGCCAGCGAGGAACUCCAGGCUCCGCGUGGAGCUGGAGUGCACCUGCACGAGGGAGCGGCUGGUGGAGGACGUGCUGUGCUUCCUGCACCACCCCAAGGAGGAGCUGAGGAAAAAUCAGGGUCCCAGCCUCCUAGGCACCCUCUGCACCGGCCCCUACCUAGACAUGGGGAAAACCACCCGCUGGUUCCAGAUCUUGGUAAAAGCAGCCUGGGCGGUUUUGCCUCAGUCGAGACACUACCGUUUAACCGUGCUGCCCUCCAGGCGCUCCUGCAAGCUCCGGCUGACGAACGCUUCCGAUAGUCCCCUGCUGAUUGAGAUGAUAUUUGGGGUGCAGCAAGAUGGCUUGGACACCUUCCUGAGCAUCGAGUAGGCAGAGGCCAGUGUUACCAGCAGCAGGACGUGGCCAGAGAGCCGUGCUAUGGCAGAGGUGCAGUUCUUCAGGCAUAUGGCCAGGCCUGAAGUAACUCCCCGGGGAGCUGCUGCUGCAGAACUGAGCACGCUGGGCACGGAGAACACGCUCCUCUAUCGGCACUGGGAAUUGCUGCCGCACCUUUCCUCCACAGCAAAAGCACACUCUGGGGAGUCUGACCUGAUGCAGCUGAAGAGGCUGUUGCAAGGAGGCUUGUGA